Molecule: messenger RNA, 609 nt
Organism: Laccaria bicolor S238N-H82
Lineage: Eukaryota; Fungi; Basidiomycota; Agaricomycetes; Agaricales; Hydnangiaceae
Exons: 4
Coding region: 1-609 (202 amino acids)
Source: RefSeq, a predicted model, not a curated record
AUGAACUCAGAUCAGUGUGCUCGUGGACCAAAUGGCGAACUAUUGGAUGCUAGCCAAAUUCAAUGGUUUAAUGAUCCAGACGAUAUUCACCCCAUUUCAAAUUCUGCGCCGUCGAAAGAAUCUCGUCAACGGCCGGUGCGUGCUAGGGAUGGCACAUGGCUAGCAGCCGCUAUCGCCUCAGAGCUCACAACUGAUGACUACGGAAAUGCUGUUGUACUACCUGCCAUGCAAAGUAUUUCUCAGCCUCGUAAAGCUGCCACUAAGCAUAAGCGAGUCGUCGAAGAAUCUGUCAGCGACGCGGAAGAUGGAGAUUUUUUUGCAUCAAGCAGUGACGAAGAUUCUAAUAGUGAUGUUGAAAUGGUGACCAACAACGAGAUUGCGGACAUGCUCCCUUCAAAGACCAUCCCAGAUGCCAGCAACAAGAAGGGCCACGGGCAUAUGCUAAAGCCAAGGGCAAAGCCAGCACCGCCGAAGAAGAGGUUAAGAGUGGGUUCUGUUGAGAACACUUCCAGCACCAAGAUCCCCGCCGCUGCCGAUGCUCAGAUGGCUGUCAGCGAUAAGAGCAUCUUGAACCCCAAUGUUGCGGCUCCUCCUGAAAAUACGAAAUGA